AUGUUGUCUUGGCUAACAGGAGAAACAACCUCUGAGAACACCACGAACAAUUUUUCAUUUCCAACUCAUCCCGAAGUAACUAUUCUUCCGGAACAAAGUUCGGAUACUCCCAUCAUCAUUGAUGGAAUGCUAUUGUUUUCGUAUAAAGAAAUCAUGGCCAUUCGUGAAGAAGCCACCAAUGAAGAAGAUUACGAAGUACUCUACGAAGAACCAGAAAACUAUCGUCGAAUGCUCGUUAAAAAGAAAGGCGAAGGAUCUACCGGUGAAAUUAAAAGACACAAAUACAUUCGAACUAAUUUUCCAUGUUCGCCCAAAGAAAUGUUUGUGGCCGUACGCGAUUUUGAGAGAAGAAAAAAUUGGGAUGAUCGAUUGGAAGAGAGAAAUGUAUUGAGAGUGUUUAGUUAUGUGGAUAAGGAAAGCGGACACAAAGUUGUCAUUUCAAUCGAACGAACAGCUCAUAAGGGUGUAUUUCCUGUUCAAGGUAGAGAUUUCAUUUCCAUGACCGGAGUGGUCCAACUCAAUGAAUUUCACUAUGUAACACUUUCUAAGGCAUUGGAAUUUCGAAUGAUUCCUUAUGCAACAACGACAGGUGUCACUAAACCUCCACCACCGCUUCCUGUGGAUAAAUAUGGUCCUUCUGAAGGAUUUAAUGGAUAUAUUCGUGGAGUGAAUAAGUAUUUCGCGAAUGAAUGUUUUGGUAAUGAGACCACUACGACCUAUACAACCAUUGUUGAGACUGAUGUAAGAGGAUGGGUUCCAGCUACUGUUUACAAUUGGUUUGUGAAAUUUAUUCCAGCACAAGGAGAAGGAAAUUUAAUUAAAGGUUUGGAAUGGAGAAAAACCAAUGGUGUUGGAUGUGAUUUGAAUGAAUUUUACUACAACCAUGACAGCCCUCUUUUCAAAAAAUAG
Naegleria fowleri is the source of this 909-nucleotide messenger RNA. RefSeq lists its product as uncharacterized. The record is from RefSeq and is a predicted model, not a curated record. The transcript has 4 exons. Bases 1 to 909 code for a protein of 302 amino acids. Gene Ontology annotation, molecular function: lipid binding. NCBI's taxonomy places the organism in Eukaryota, Heterolobosea, Eutetramitea, Acrasida, Naegleriidae.